AAUCCAGUGUGAUUUGAAAACAGAAGAAUAGUCAGUUAAAUUGUUUUAAACACAUGACAAGUUAAUGUGUUUAAAACAGCAAAUCGAUUAAUGUUUCAUGUGUAUGACAGAUAUUCUGCGUCCUACCAUGAUUGUAUUGUUUUUGUUAAAAGUGGGAUUCUUGUGGAAGAUUUUUAUUUUUUUGCCUCAUAGCUCAACAUCAUAUCUGAGAAUUUAAAGCAAAGCAAAGCAGCAUCCUGCACAGUGAUGUUGUAUUUAGAAGGCCUAACAGUAAGUAGGUCCACUGGUUCCCUGGGACCUUUCUGUAUGAGUACUCUGGUUUACUUCCAAAGAUGCGCUUAGAGUUGAUUUUUAACCAAAUCUAAAUUGUUUGGGUGUACCCUUCCUUCUGCCCUGUGACAGCUGGGAUAUGCUCCAGUGUUCCCUGCACCCCCAUUAUGCUUAAUUGGAGGAUUGGAAGAAGAUAGAUGGAAAAUAAAGGAGUGACAGUAUUAUUUUUCACCACUAGCUGGUGCCACUGAUUCACUGUUACUUCCAUUACUAGUUAAUUUUUAAUUUUUUCGUAUUAAAUUCUCAAAGGUGGGUAAAGGUAAACAGGUCUUUGCUGUCCGACAUGCACAAUAAGGCACCACUGUUCAGGUGAAGUUACAAAGGCUUUACAGUGUGGAUUCUUCCUUUAUUACUGCGAUUACUCAGAAAAACCGAAAGCCUAAUGCACAAACAUCCUAAAUGGAUAUUUGUUUAGCUGGUUAGUCAGAUUACUGUGUCUCUUUAUUACAAAAACUAAUAAUUCUGCCACAUGUACAGAUCAAGAGUUUGGACACACUGGACGAUCUGUUUUUCAGUAAGUUGAGCCUUUUUCACCUCAGUGAACCACGAGACUGUACCUUCUACCAAAGCUUCUUUCGGCUGCUCCCUCAUUCACACGGGGUCGUCACAGUGCACUGACUGUCAGACUUCAUCUGACAGAUGUUCACACCAGAUGUUACUUUGCUACUUGUUGUAUUGUUAAGGAUAAAACGUCUCAGAGAGACAGAGUGAGCAGGAUGAGAUUUCUGACUUCCAGACAUCACUGAUGUUUGGUUAUACGUAUUUAGGACAAAUUUUCCAAAAUACAUUCAUGCAUAGUUAAGCACACUGGCUUCAAGUUCACUGUGUACAACAGUCAAAUUCACUUGUUAUUUAUUUCUUUAUUAAACAUGUCUCAGAUAAUGAAAAAUAAACUUUUAGUAUUGUAGUCAGAGCUCAUACUUGGAUGGAGGAACAAAAGGGACGCAUCAAGUUAUUUCUACCCUGGGGCCAUUGUUUUACACCAUGCAUGUAUUACUAUGAUGUUAAUGCUAAUGACUAAACACUACUGUUGACAGAAAGUCAGGACCAGUGUGCUUUGGUUUUCAACCUGAAAUGCAGAAUUAAUUUGAGCUUCCUGGAUGAUGCAACACAACAACCUCGUUGCCAGAGUCAGACUAUAAAAGAGAAAAAAACAUUUCCCUCUCUGUGUCUCAGACUGAAGGAAGCUUGAAGCAAAGUGGAGACUUUAACAAGAGGAACAACGUGUUGAGUGUCAGCAUGGAAGAAUUACUGGCUCCUUUAAGGCAGGCUGUGCGGGAACAGGGGGACUUGGUCCGUGAGUUAAGGGAGAAAGGUGCUCCGGAGCAGGAGGUGAGCAAAGCUGCUGCAGAGCUGAAAUCACGGAAAAAGACUCUUGAAGCAAAGGAACUGGCGCUGCAGCCCAAAGAGGACACAGUGGAUCGAGUGAAGAUGGAAGAUACAUUGAAGAGGAGGUUCUUCUAUGAUCAGGCAUUUGCCAUAUAUGGAGGUGUGAGCGGCCUGUACGACUUCGGGCCUGUGGGCUGUGCUCUGAAGAACAACAUCCUGCAGGUGUGGAGGCAGCACUUCAUCCAGGAGGAGCAGAUCCUGGAGAUCGACUGCACCAUGCUGACCCCCGAGCCCGUCCUCAAGACUUCUGGGCAUGUGGAUAAAUUUGCUGACUACAUGGUGAAAGAUGCCAAGACAGGCGAAUGCUACCGAGCAGAUCAUCUUCUGAAAGCUCACUUAAAGAAACUGAUGUGCGAGGAGAAGUGCUCAGUGGGGCAGGUGAAUGAAAUGGAGGAUGUCAUCACACAGAUGGAUAACUACGCUCAGCAGGAGCUGGCCGCUCUGUUUGUGAAAUACAACGUCAAGUCUCCUGCCACAGGAAAUGACCUCACACCUCCCGUCUCCUUCAACCUCAUGUUUCAGACGUCCAUCGGUCCUGGAGGGAACAUGCCUGGCUUCCUGCGACCUGAAACAGCUCAGGGGAUGUUCCUCAACUUCAAACGUCUGUUGGAGUUCAACCAGGGAAAGCUUCCCUUUGCUGCUGCUCAGAUCGGAAACUCCUUCAGGAAUGAAAUAUCUCCUCGCUCUGGACUCAUUCGUGUUAGGGAGUUCACCAUGGCUGAGAUUGAGCACUUUGUGGACCCAAAUGAGAAGGUCCACCCUAAAUUCUCCAAUGUGGCCGACCUGGAGAUCAUGCUGUUCUCCUCCAAGGCUCAGACAAGUGGACAAUCAGCACAGAUGAUGAGGCUGGGAGACGCUGUGGAGCAGGGAGUCAUCAACAACUCUGUGCUGGGCUACUUCAUUGGAAGAAUCUACCUGUAUCUGAUCAAAGUGGGACUGUCCAAAGACAAAGUGCGCUUCCGUCAGCACAUGGAAAACGAGAUGGCUCAUUACGCAUGUGACUGCUGGGAUGCUGAGUCCAAAACCUCCUAUGGCUGGAUUGAAAUUGUGGGUUGCGCGGAUCGCUCCUGUUACGACCUUUCGUGUCACUCCAGAGCUACCAAAGUCCCUCUGGUGGCAGAAAAGACGCUAAAAGAGCCCAAAACAGUAAAUGUCUUCCAGUUUGAGCCCAACAAAAGUGCCAUUGGAAUGGCCUACAAAAAGGAUGCCAAGCUGGCUCUGGAGUACCUGGCUGUCUGUGAUGAAUGCUACAUCAGCGAUCAGGAAAAGCUUCUCAGUGAAACAGGGGAGUUCAGCUUCGAGACAGACGGCAAAACCUUCAAACUCACCAAAGACAUGGUCAGUGUGAAGAGGUUCCAGAAAACCCUGUAUGUGGAGGAGAUUACUCCCAAUGUAAUUGAACCCUCUUUUGGAAUCGGCAGAAUCAUGUACUCGAUCUACGAGCACUCAUUCCACAUCCGGGAGGGGGAUGAACAGAGGACGUAUUUCAGCUUUCCAACCAUUGUGGCUCCGUACAAAUGCUCCAUCCUGCCUUUGAGCCAGAACCAGGACUUUGUGCCAUUUAUCCACCAGUUAGCUGAGGCUAUGACCAGAAACGGUGUGUCUUACAAAGUAGACGACUCUUCAGGGUCCAUCGGGAGGCGCUACGCGCGGUCAGAUGAGAUCGGUGUGGCGUUUGGAAUCACCAUCGACUUCGACACAGUGAACAAGACGCCUCACACAGCCACUCUGAGAGACCGUGACUCGAUGAGGCAAAUCAGGGCCGAGAUCACAGAGUUGCCAGACAUUGUACAAGAUCUGGCUAAUGACACCUUGAAGUGGGCCGAUGUGGAGAGCAAGUACCCCGUCUUUGAAGGACAGGAGUCCAGCAAGAAGGAGUAACCCUCCAUCCACCCAUUCAUGUCACGAAGUGGGACACUCUGGACAGGUCGCCAGUCUGAAGGCGGAACCAAGAAAAUAAAUAAAUAAAUCAAAUACAGUAUUAUUUCCUAUUUUUAUGAACACACUGGGAAUUGUGAAUUUAAUAGUCUUGUGUGUAGAGAAAUGUGAUUUUCCUUCACAUUUAUGAUGUGUUAGCUUCUUGGAUUUUAUCUGCUCAGGCGUAAAUUUCAGAGAUGAGGUAUUCAGCAGCCUCUGCAGACUCAGAUGUGCCACACAGAGUGAGAAGAGCACACUAAACAUGCUGCAGGGUUAACAAAGUCCCCAAAGGCCUAUCUCCAACAGUGUUGCUCAAGCAAAUUACCAACUGACAUGUUGAACUGUUCCUAUGAAAGAGGAGAACUGUUUAAUAAUCUAUAAUUUUCUACACUGUCACCUUUGAUUGGCCCUGCCAAAUAAACAACAAAAUGUUUGUCCUACAGUUCCUUUCAUUUGCAGCUUAAAUGACAAACUGUAUGGUAUUUUGCAAUAUUGUCACUAGUUGGCACUGCGUGUGGUUUUAUAGCUCCCAGUGAGCUGUUGUUAGAAUCUGAGACAUGGAGCUUCAAGCUGCUCAAAUUUGCAGGAGGCUUAGACCAUCCCAAAACAGACCUGGCAACAUGUAGAAUGGAAAAAUUUUUUACAGAUAAAAUAUAUGGGUCUUCUUUUUUUUGACAGUAAAAAUAGUUCCUCAAAUCUUCAAAGUAUGUUAUGUUAAGCAGUGUGAUGCAAUGCAGACAUAAGUACAUGUAACUACGUAAAUAUAAUGAGGGCUUCAUGCUGUAUUUAACUUCAGACUUUUCAGUAUUAAAUAUGAAAAUAUC
Molecule: messenger RNA, 4460 nt
Organism: Oreochromis niloticus (Nile tilapia)
Lineage: Eukaryota; Metazoa; Chordata; Actinopteri; Cichliformes; Cichlidae
Product: glycine--tRNA ligase
Exons: 17
Coding region: 1570-3600 (676 amino acids)
Biological process (GO): mitochondrial glycyl-tRNA aminoacylation
Cellular component (GO): cytoplasm; mitochondrion
Molecular function (GO): glycine-tRNA ligase activity; ATP binding
Source: RefSeq, a predicted model, not a curated record